AUGGUGACGAAAAUGAAAUUUGGGCGAAAGCAGAAAUGGUUAUUUAUUAGCCUUUUUCUAUAUUCUGCUUUGUAUUUAAAAAAUGUUUUUGCUACAGCAGAAAAUCGAAGGAUUUUUCUAAACAGGGUCUCUCCAAACGAAGCAGUGCAAAAAGACACUACUCCAUGUUUCAUUAAAACUAUUCCUGUUUUAAAUCGUUUGGAGUGUGCCUAUAGAUGCGUUAACCAUCUUCCGGACUGUGCAACUAUUUAUUAUAAUGACGCCACGAAACUUUGCAGACUUCUCAGAUGUCGCCCAACAGAUAAACUGGUAAACAAAAACCUGGUAGGGAUCCCUUCUGGAUGGGAGUUAUUGGAGGACACUGAAGCGUGUAAAAGUGGUUGGGCUCUCUUUGCUGGUCAUUGUUACUAUUACAGUACAAUUGGAACAACAUGGAAGAAAGCUGAGGCAUUUUGCAAUGGUAGCAGCGCCUCCCUGAUAGAAAUCUAUUCUCAAACGGAAGAGGAUUGGAUAAAAAAUUCAUUCCUUUUGCCCGAAACCGGAGUUAAAAUACAAUGUCCAAAGUAUUGGAGCUGCUCUCUUUGGAUCGGUGCUUCGCGCAACCCUAUAACCUCCAAAUUUUUAUAUAACAGCGGAAAACCAAUUGUCCACCCAAAGUGGGGCUUAUUUCAACCAAAUAAUGAGAAUGGAAUUGAAAAUUGCGGCUUGUUGUUGCGAUCAGGAGAACUUCACGACGCUGGUUGCAUUGUUUCUGAUUUCCAUUAUAUCUGUAAAACGAAAAAUGAUGUGUUAUAA
Magallana angulata is the source of this 795-nucleotide messenger RNA. RefSeq names its product asialoglycoprotein receptor 2-like. Lineage: Eukaryota; Metazoa; Mollusca; Bivalvia; Ostreida; Ostreidae. The record is from RefSeq and is a predicted model, not a curated record. Bases 1 to 795 code for a protein of 264 amino acids. Gene Ontology annotation, molecular function: signaling receptor activity. The transcript is spliced from 4 exons.